AGGUCGUAGACACGCCCACAUUUCCUUCCAGCAUGGUGGACUAUUUCUCAUCGUUCCGAAGUAAACCUAGCAAACGUUAUGUGCAUGUUUAAGCAUGCUUUCAUCGGACAUGUCCAGUUGGCUUUAGUAUUUGAAACGAGAAAAUAUAUGUCACAAGACAGAAUCGAUCCUUAAACCCAAUACGCGUUUGUUAGCUUGCCAUGCUAACAUUAGCUAUCUGACUGACGUUAACUUUACUUUGAGGAGGAUGAAGACGUCGAACGGAAACACCUCCGUCAUGGACAUGUUCGAAAAGGGAAAGGUCCUGAAAAUAUGUGCGCCAAUGGUUCGAUAUUCGAAGCUUGCAUUCAGGUCCUUGGUGAGGAAAUACAGCUGUGAUAUCUGCUUCACCCCCAUGAUAGUUGCUGCUGACUUCCUGCGAUCUGUCAAAGCCAGGGACAGUGAAUUCACUACCAAUGAGAGUGACCGACCCUUGAUAGUGCAGUUUGCUGCCCAUGAUGCUCAGAGUCUGGCUGAUGCAGCCUGUGUGGUAGCGCCUUUCUCAGAUGGAGUUGACCUCAACUGUGGAUGUCCCCAGAGAUGGGCUAUGUCUGCCGGGUAUGGCGCAUGCCUCAUCAAUAAGUCUGAACUUGUGAAAGACAUGGUCAGACAUGUCAGAAAUCAAGUGGAUAACCCCAACUAUACCGCAUCCAUCAAAAUUAGAAUUCACAAUGAUCUGAGGAAAACGGUGGAUCUGUGUCAGAAGGCUGAAUCAGCAGGUGUGUCAUGGAUAACGGUCCACGGCCGCACAGCAGAAGAACGGCACCAGCCCGUCCAUUAUGAGGCCAUCAAAACGAUCAAAGACAGUGUAUCCAUCCCUGUAAUCGCCAAUGGGGACAUAAAGUACCUCCGUGAUGUGGAAACCAUUCACCAGCUUACUGGUGUAGAUGGUGUGAUGGCUGCGCGGGGGUUGCUUUCAAACCCUGCCAUGUUCACCGGCUAUGAGGACACUCCUUUGGAGUGCGUAUGGGACUGGGUGGACAUCGCUAUUGAGCAGGGCACUCAAUUCACCUGCUUCCACCAACAUCUGAUCUACAUGCUGGAGAGGGUUAGCUCCCAGCCUGAGAGAAAAGUGUUUAAUUCUCUAUCCAGUACCUCAGCUGUAAUAGAUUACCUUGAGAACACAUAUGGGUCGGUCCGUGAUCUUGUAGCAUAAUGAUAUUGAAAUUUGAUAUUUUAACUUUUUUAUUUUUUUACUUCUCUUACUUCUUUUAGUGUCAAAUAAAACUGCAAAGCCACAGAGGCCUGUCUCCUUAAUUGGUGUAUUUUUGUGUGUAGCUUUUUAUAUAAAUAUAAUUAUAUAAAUUAUUGUUUUAAACUAAAGGUAAGCUAAGCAACUAAAUGUAAUAUACAUACGAAGACUUUAAUCCUCCCUGAAUAUUUAGCACAUUGAACAUGGACCAUAUAGCUGCACACCCUCAACGGUCACAGUUUUAUCACCAAGAUUAUUUUAUUUCAGAUUCUCAAAAUCUCACUUAUCUUGAAAUAAAUAUACAAGAUACUUACAACUAGUUUCAAGUCUUAUUGCAUUGAGUUAAGUUAAGUUAAUACAGAUCCUAAGGUGAUACUGGUGACUCUUUAAUAUUUAUACAAUAUUUAUCGGUAAUUCUGUGGUUGAGUUCACGUCAUUUAAAUACCUGCUAUGUUCUUAUAAUUAGUGUAAUUUUGCGUUUUAAAUGAUUUAAUUGAAUCAAUUAAAAAGAGGGAGGGAUUGAUGUAUUGUACAGAC
Molecule: messenger RNA, 1768 nt
Organism: Pungitius pungitius (ninespine stickleback)
Lineage: Eukaryota; Metazoa; Chordata; Actinopteri; Perciformes; Gasterosteidae
Gene: dus4l
Product: dihydrouridine synthase 4-like (S. cerevisiae)
Exons: 6
Coding region: 248-1195 (315 amino acids)
Biological process (GO): tRNA processing
Molecular function (GO): flavin adenine dinucleotide binding; tRNA dihydrouridine synthase activity
Source: RefSeq, a predicted model, not a curated record